Molecule: messenger RNA, 3453 nt
Organism: Aspergillus lentulus
Lineage: Eukaryota; Fungi; Ascomycota; Eurotiomycetes; Eurotiales; Aspergillaceae
Product: GPI inositol-deacylase
Biological process (GO): endoplasmic reticulum to Golgi vesicle-mediated transport; GPI anchor metabolic process
Cellular component (GO): endoplasmic reticulum
Molecular function (GO): phosphatidylinositol deacylase activity
Source: RefSeq, a predicted model, not a curated record
AUGCACAGACGCUCGUCUGGCUCCCCUGUCGAGGACGACGCUGAAGACUCGCCUCUGGUUUCGCGAUCCCCUACAGAAUCAACGGCACAUGCCCCUAACAAUAAUGCCUUCGAGACGGCCGAAAAGUCGCGCUCGCAGAUAGCGAAAAGAGGUACGAGUUUCGAUCUCCGACGAGACAACGGCGCCUCGACUCCUCGCUCACGGAACUCGGGUCUGUGGAGGACGCCGUCGUCCUCGUCGACAACGACCAUGGCCGCCGCGUCUACGGAUACAAAACCCUCCUCGACAUCCUUCCUGAUGCCAUUGGCCUCCCAGCGACUUCCCAUGGAGGCUUCUCCUGAGAGUUCGCGGUUUCGGUCCUCCCGACUUCGCAGCCCGUGGACUUGCUCGAUACUGACGGCCCUCACAACCCUUGUCGCAUCCGUGUUCCUCUUCUUUAUCGUCCGCUCAUUCUCGGCCAGUCAGGCCGGCGAAGAUGGAUGUGGGAUACCCGUGAUGAGCCCGACGUUUCUCCAUAUGGUGGGCUUCGAUACCGAACAUACGCGCUUCGCGAGCAAAUACAAUCUCUAUCUUUACCGGGAGGAGGCUGCACUGCUAACAAGCCCAACGUUGGACGGAGCUCCCGUUCUGUUCUUACCCGGAAAUGCCGGUAGCUAUAGACAAGUCCGAUCACUUGCCGCCGAAGCAUCGAGGCACUUUCACGAUGUCGUCCGUCACGACCAAGAGCGCAUCAAAGCCGGUACCCGGAGCUUGGAUUUCUUCAUGAUCGACUUCAACGAGGAUAUGGCUGCGUUCCACGGCCAAACACUCCUUGACCAGGCGGAAUACGUGAACGAGGCUAUUGCAUACAUUCUCUCCCUCUACCACGACCCCAAGCGAUCGCGAAGGGACCCCGAACUCCCCGAUCCCAGCUCCGUGAUUCUCAUCGGACACUCGAUGGGUGGCAUCGUCGCCCGUACCGCAUUGACCAUGUCCAACUACCAGGCCAAUUCGGUCAAUACCAUCGUCACCAUGUCCGCACCUCAUGCCAAACCACCCGUCUCCUUCGAUUCGGACAUUGUUCACACCUACAAGCAAAUCAAUGACUACUGGCGGGAAGCAUACUCGCAAACGUGGGCCAACAACAACCCUCUGUGGCAUGUGACCCUCAUCUCCAUCGCUGGUGGCUCGCGCGACACCGUUGUCCCUUCCGACUACGCUAGUAUCUCGUCGCUGGUCCCCGAAACUCACGGCUUCACUGUCUUCACCUCUAGCAUUCCAGAUGUUUGGAUCGGCGUGGACCAUCUAUCUAUCACGUGGUGCGACCAGUUCCGCAAGGCGAUCAUCAAGUCACUUUUUGAUAUUGUAGACGUUCGGCGUGCAAGCCAGACUAAACCGAGAGCUGAGAGAAUGCGGAUAUUCAAGAAAUGGUACCUCACAGGCUUGGAGUCGGUCGCCGAGAGAACUCUACCUCAGAAGGAACCGAACACGCUUCUGACCCUCGAAGACCAAAGCAAUUCGAUCCUCCCGCAAGGCCGAAGACUCAUCCUGCGCGAAUUGGGCCACCGCUCGGGUCCAAAGGUAUAUCUCUUGCCCGUCCCUCCGCAAGGAGUAUCAGGCAAGAAAUUCACUCUUCUCACCGACCAAAAAUUUGAUAAGACUGGAGAGCAUGGCAAUCUGGAGGUUCUCUUCUGCAGCGUUUUCCCUCUUCAGAAUGGCAAAUUCGCAACUGUUUUCUCGAUGAAUAUGGACUUUUCUGGGGGCAGCACGGGUUCGACGCGUCUCGCUUGUAAGAAUGCGGCUGAGGAUGGUAUUCACCUGCCGGCAUCGACACCAGCUUCCAAGUAUCCCUUUGACCGUGUCCAGCCUUUCUCAUAUCUGCAGUAUGAUUUGGAGGAUCUUUCAGAGCACCAAUUCGUUGCUAUUGUGGACAAAGCCGAUAGUCCCACCAGAGGUUGGGUUCUGGCAGAAUUUUCGGACAGUUCCGAUGCUGUGAUCAGGGUUCGCGGCGGCCUUGGUGGUCUGCUAAGUGCCGGGCUGAAGAUGAGACUGCCCGCAAAUCGUCCAAUGCUCACCGAAAUCAAAAUUCCAGCUCUGCAUUCCAGUUUGCUGGAUUACAAACUCCAAAUUGUAAGACACAAUCAUGACAAGCGACAAGAGCUCUUCGCCCCUCUACUGCGACAGUCGAUAUCCGACCCGCACGAGUCGAAAUUCUUCGUCAAUGUGGACAAGGUCGAUGUGAAUCUCCACGGAGUAGCACCUUUCAUGCCUCCGCCCCUCCGCGAACAAGCAACUCUCGGCGGUGUAUCCUUUCAGCUGUGGACGGAUCCCAGCUGUGGUUCCACUGUCGACGUUUCGCUCAGAGUGGACAUUGCUGGCAGUCUGGGAGAGCUUGUGAUGCGCUAUCGGACCGUCUUUGCUGCAUUUCCCCUACUUGUUGUCGCUCUUGUCCUCCGCAAACAAUUUCAGAUGUAUGACGAGACUGGCUAUUUCAUCACAUUCGCCGAAGGUCUAGACAGUGCUCUGCGGUCAUCGUUUCCAAUGCUGUUGCUUGCUAUGUCCCUGCUGGCAUCUUCCUUGGCCACGUCGACGCGCCUCCCACCCAGCGACGAACCGUUCCAGUGGCGAGUUAAUGCCACCGAGACCCCGAUUGACUUUACCAAAAACGAUUUGCUCUUGGGAUCGCAGGAUGCGUUCUUCUGGUUUUUGGUGCCUGUCUUUGGCUUGAUCAGUGCCGGUGUCUGUGUUAUUCUCAACUACGUCGCACUCAUCCUUUUGUCUGUGCUUUCUUUCAUCUAUGGGUACCUGAAAAGCAAAUCAGGCUACAUUAAACGCAACGAGAAGGGAACACCCAUCUUCAGCGCUCCGACGGCAAGACGCAGGUUGAUCAACACCGCCAUUCUGUUGGUUCUCGUGUCAACCUUGAUUCCCUAUCAGUUCGCCUACAUGGUGGCGUGCAUUGUUCAACUCGCAACGUGUGUGCGGGCACAAUGGCAUGCCAAGGAAACGAGGUCCACUGCGCAUUACAACUUCUCUAAUUAUGCCCACUCGAUCUUCAUUCUCAUGCUCUGGAUCUUACCGAUCAACAUUCUCGUCCUCUUGGUCUGGGCUCACAAUCUUAUUGUCCACUGGUUCAUGCCAUUCUCGUCACACCAUAAUGUCUUGUCCAUCAUGCCUUUCAUCCUCCUUGUGGAGACCAUGACCAGCGGGGCCAUGAUCCCCAGAGUCACCACAAGGUUAAAACAUGUCACAUCUAUGAUCCUCUUUGCAAUUGCCGUCUACUCGGCAGUCUAUGGCGUGUCAUACGCCUACCUUCUCCAUCACCUCGCUAAUAUCCUUGCUGCCUGGUUCGUGGUCCUCUACUUCUUCAGCAGCGGCUUCUCCCUCCGACGACUUUGGUGCAUUCUCGAAGGCGAUGAUGCCACACACGGCAUGUCCGAGCCAGGCGGAAGCCAUCAGAAAAAGAAGCCAUGA